Messenger RNA from Harpia harpyja (harpy eagle), 2349 nucleotides. RefSeq names its product BPI fold-containing family B member 3-like. NCBI's taxonomy places the organism in Eukaryota, Metazoa, Chordata, Aves, Accipitriformes, Accipitridae. The coding region runs from base 54 to 2072 and encodes 672 amino acids. The transcript is spliced from 16 exons. The record is from RefSeq and is a predicted model, not a curated record. Gene Ontology annotation, molecular function: lipid binding.
UCGGCUGGAGAGAGCCUCGCACUCAAGAGCUUGGUCAGUUAUCAGGACCAAGGAUGUCUGCGUUCUGGGCUGUUUUCCUUCUCUGCAGCCUGCUGACCCCUUCACAAGGACUUGCAAUCAUGUCCUCGGUUGGCAAAGUGGAUGUAGAUGAUAUUAAACAUUCACUAGCCAAACGUGACCUCCAGAAGCUUCAGGGUGGUCUCCUUGGCGGCAAGCUGCUCAGUAGUCUCCUUGAAAAAGAUAGUCCUCUUGGCAGCGUCCUUGGUGAAGAUGGUGCUGUUGGCAGUCUCCUCAGUGGAGAUGGUGUCCUUGGUGGUCUCCUUGAAAGAGAUGGUGUCCUUGGUGGUCUCCUCGGUGGAGAGGGUGUCCUUGGUGGUCUCCUUGGCAGAGAUGGUGUCACUGGCAAAAUCCUUGGCGGAGAUGGUGUCCUUGGUGGUCUCCUUGACAGAGAUGGUGUCCUUGGUGGUCUCCUUGACAGAGAUGGUGUCCUUGGUGGUCUCCUUGGCAGAGAUGGUGUCACUGGCAAAAUCCUUGGCGGAGAUGGUGUCCUUGGUGGUCUCCUUGACAGAGAUGGUGUCCUUGGUGGUCUCCUUGGCAGAGAUGGUGUCCUUGGUGGUCUCCUUGACAGAGAUGGUGUCCUUGGUGGUCUCCUUGGCAGAGAUGGUGUCACUGGCAAAAUCCUUGGCGGAGAUGGUGUUGCUGGCAGACUCCUUGGUGGAGAUGGUGUCCUUGGUGGUCUCCUUGGCAGAGACGGUCUUGUUGAUGGUCUCCUUGGCAAAGAUGGUCUUGUUGAUGGUCUCCUUGAUGUUGUCCUUGAUAUUCUCAUUGGAAAAGGUGGUGUCCUUGGAAAAGAUGGUCUCGUUGGCAAUCUUCUUGGUGGAAAUGGUGGAGAUCUCACAGGGCUGAAAAUUGUGAACAACACCCUCCCCAAAAUAAGUCUGCGCUCCCUGCCAGGCUUUGGGCACGAGGUGGGCUUCAACACCCAGCUGCUGGUAGAGAGCACCAGCAGUGCGCUGGGCAGGGCGCUCUGCGUGCAGGUGGAAGCAGACGUGGUCAUGCUGGUCCAGGACAAGUGGGCGGCUCUCCAGAGCAAUAAGGACUGCAAGACUUUGGACAUAAACAUCCGUGUGAGACCCAAAGUGCCACUUCUGGAUCAGCCUUUAAAACGCCUCCUUAGUGAUGUCCUGCGUGAGGUGGGGUGCAACAUCGUCAACAGCAGGCUCAACGUGGUGAGCGCUCUGCUCGGCUCCAGGACGCCCGCAUUCCCGCUCGGGACUCUGGGAGAUCUGCCCCCCUUUUCCAUCAUCAGCGGCGACGCCAUCCAGCUGGAUCUAAAUCUCCUCGUCGGGGACGCGGAAGGUGGCGUGGUGGCCUCCACGCAGGGACCGCCACUCGCAGCCACGCUGUUACUAGCCACCGGCCACCCGCCGCUGCUCAGGCUCUCCCAGCGCACCCUCAGCACCCUGCUGGAGCCCAUCCAGGGGCAGGGAGCCUUCAGCCUCAGCAUCACCGACUCAAUGGUGCCCGAUAGCAUCUCGCUGUCCACGUCUGCCCUCCUGCCGCUCAUGCCCCAGGUCGCCAAGGUCCUCCCCGGCUCUCUGCCGCUGGAGCUGCACGUGCGGGUGGCCAACAAGCCGGUGGUGGCCGUGAGGGACAGAAGAGCCACUGCCACCCUCAAAGCCUCUAUCGACGUCUUCAGUCCCCUCCUGCAGUCCUCCCAGAAGCCUCUCUUCUCCCUCGACACGGACAUCGUUCUGAACAUCAUCCCAUCGGUCUCCAACGGCAAACUGCAAACCUCCCUGGCUCUUGACAGCAUCAACCUGACACGGGCACCCCUGAGACUCGACCCUCUCAGUGUCUCCCCGCUUGCAGGAUGGCUCAAGCAAGUCCUUGCUGCUGCAUAUGUACCUGCCAUUAACGAUGCCUUGCGUGUGUCGGUCCCUCUGCCCAACAUUCUCAACACCAGCCUCAGGAACGCCAAGGUUGACAUCACCGAUGCAGAUGACUCUUUCAACCAGAACAGUCUCAAAAGAUCCUGCUCGGGAGGACCCUUGACCCUGUUCGCUGUCUGAGGCAGGCAAUGCACCGUGAGCCCCAGAGCCCUGCUCAUCUCUGCUGUCUCCAUCUUCAUUUUCCCUUGAGUAACACCCUGUGUUACUGCCGUGGCCCGAGGGUCUCUGGUCGGCUGGUCCUGGUGUAGACUGGCAUCGGGGUAGGGAAAGCUGCUCAGCUGGUGGAUGUUAGGGGGGGGUUCUGUGGCCACUUUUAACAUCCAUAGUUGGGAAGCAGAGCUCUUUCUUAAGCAUAAAGGUUGCUCUCGUAUUGCUCUUUCAAUAAAAUCAUUCACUG